Molecule: messenger RNA, 1962 nt
Organism: Symbiodinium sp. CCMP2456
Lineage: Eukaryota; Dinophyceae; Suessiales; Symbiodiniaceae
Source: the annotation of a GenBank genome assembly
AUGCCAGACCGCCGUGGCGGCCAGACAAGCGCCUCAUCUCAGCCCAAUGUUCUUGAGCCUGUCACGGUGGAGGAGUGCGCGCUGACUUUCAUCAUGGAUUUUGAGGCGCGCAGCUUGAGUGCGCACUGUGUGCUGGUGCUGGUCGGAGAAGAGGCUGCGCCUGAGGUUUGCUUGCACAUCAAUGAGUGCCUUCAGAUUCAUGAUGUCCAUGUAGAGGGCACAGACUUGAGGCUGGACUUCGUCCUGGAAAAGUGCCUUCCCACCGGCCUUGCUGCUCUCGAGGGUUCACAGAUGAUGAGGGUUAUGCUGCCACAAGAAGCGUGGACAUCCGGAGAAUUUUGCAGCAUAAAGUUGGAGGUCAAGUACAGAGUUCUUCCUGGCUCGACUGCUUUGAUAUGGAUGGAUGGCAGCGACCACGACGACGACCCACAGAUGGCCAUGACGCAGGACCAGCCUGGCUGGGCGAGCGCACUCUUCCCGUGCAUGGAUGAACAGGCCGUUCGUUCCAGCUACUUGCUGCGCCUUUGGGUGCCCGAGAACAUGCUGGCCAUCGCAGCGGGCGGAAGGCUUCAGGAGCCAGCUGCGCACAUGAAUGGCCACCUCGAGUACACUUACCGCUUCGAUUGGAAAAUGCCUGCACGCUCUCUCACCUUCAUUGCCGGAAGGUUUGGUCAAACAUCAGGCAGCUUUGCCAGUUUCUUCGGAUUGACGCCUCCGGGCUCCAUUCAGAAAGCAGCAGAGGAAUUUGAAGACUCGCUGCAGCCCCUUCACGAUGCAUUGAUGCACAUGUUCGAGGAUGACGAUAAAUCGGGACCUGCGGGUGGUCCAGUCUUACAGGUAGUGCUGCUUCCUGCUCGUGUUUGCCCGCAAGGAGGUCGGGGAGUUCUCCGGCUCUUGAUCUUGCCUAUGUACAUGCUUUCAACUGGGAAGGCAAUGUUAUAUGCUCUGGAACUGUGCUUGGUGAAGGCAUGGCUUGGUAUAUCUGAUUGUGCUUUAUCUUGGCGAGAUCGGUGGCUUUGCAGCGGGUUGGAGCUGUAUGUGCUUCAGCAUUUGAUGCGAGAUGCUCAUGGUCACGCUGCCACUAUGCUCCAUCUCAGUUUGCUUUGGAGGGGAUUUUGCAGAGCUGCUCAACAACACCCCGAACAUGGUGCCGAAUCGAGGCCACGAUGCACAGCUCGCGCUUGGGAGAAGCGUUUGGGUGAGCUGAAGGAGCUCGUGGGCGGCGACCUCGCCAUGUACUUUUGGCUCGGACAGUCGUUGUCCCCCCAGGAGAAUGAAGCUUUAGUGCGUCGGCUCAGGGGAAAGUAUCGAGAUGUACCGAUUUCUGAGGAGGCUGCGCUUGCUGCUUUGAAAGGCUUUUCAGAAUUGACCAUGGACCUGGCUGAGUGGCCACCAGAUGAUUGGUGUGCCGAGCAGCUUCGGAAGCAGCUCCGUGCAGCCAGCAGUCUCGCCGAAGUUCGCGAGGUUGAGAAGGUCGCCAGCGCUUGGGAGGACAUCAUCCCGGUCGAAGUUGUCGGUGGCAGCGAGAACAAGCUGAACAAGCUAAUCAUUCGGACGGCCAUUCAUGUCAAGGUCAAGUGGACGGUUCUACAGCAGCUCUUCUUCUUGGACCUGAUACAAGACAGUACAUCUAUAUACCGUGACAGCGUGGUCCACAUCGGCAAUGCAUACGGGUUCAAUGCUUCGUCGAACGUGGAUGUGUUGCGACGAUGGUGCGUGAUCCUUAUCAAGCACAACUGCCAAGAUCAUGUCGGUGUCCUCGAGACAUGCUUGGAACUACAGUGCGAGGUUGCGCACUUCUCCUCUAUAUUCUCCGCAAUGGUCGAGAGGGCACAGAGCGUGACGAGGUGGAAAUUCAUCGCGCAGAGGCUUUGGAACUCCAUGCAGCCGCGCAUCCACCCACUUGUGCAGAGUCACAUCUUCCGGAUAUUGGACAUCGGUGGUUGUAUUGGAUGCUUCUGA